AAUGGUAUCAGCCUAUAUCAGAUUUGACGAUACCCCCAGAUCGGAAUUUAUCUAUACCUGAAUCACGCUUACCAAAUAUCGACCAAGCUAGUAUAACUGAAAAUUCUAUUGUCACUUCGGAUAAGCGGGUCAAAAAUAGAAAAUCAAGAUCUAAGUCUGUUCAAAUUUCCGACUUACCUGAUAAUGUUACAGCCGGGUCCUUUAGGGACGAAUCUACGAUUCAUAAACCAACAAAAAAAGUGGGAGAGGAGGAUGACCUAUAUACUUUAAUCGAACGUAAUCGUAAAGAAACAGAAGAAGCUGAACGUGAAUCAGAAAAGAUUUUAGCCAUAAAGUGA
This is a messenger RNA of Entrophospora sp. SA101, 338 nucleotides long. NCBI's taxonomy places the organism in Eukaryota, Fungi, Glomeromycota, Glomeromycetes, Entrophosporales, Entrophosporaceae. The record is from the annotation of a GenBank genome assembly.